CUGCUCCGACCGCGAAGACAUCAACUCCAUGUGCCUCACCGUGUUCCAGCGCCUGGUGGAGGCAAACGGUAUUUCCUACUCGCAGAUCGGACGGCUGGAGGUCGGCACCGAGACUCUACUGGACAAGUCGAAGAGCGUCAAGACGGUGCUGAUGUCUCUCUUUGAGGAGAGCGGCAACAGUUCGGUGGAAGGCGUCGACACAACUAAUGCCUGCUACGGGGGUACAGCAGCUCUCAUCAACGCUGUCAACUGGAUCGAGUCUUCGUCAUGGGAUGGUCGCUAUGCCGUCGUGGUUGCAGGAGAUAUUGCAGUAUAUGCAUCCGGCAAUGCCCGCAGUACUGGAGGUGCAGCUGCUAUUGCAAUGCUCAUUGGACCAAAUGCACCAUUAAUAUUAGAUCAACGAGUUCGUGCUACUCAUAUGCAACACGUGUACGAUUUCUACAAACCAGACAUGACUUCUGAAUAUCCGACAGUGGACGGGAAACUCUCUAUUAAAUGUUACCAGCACGCACUGGAUAAAUGCUACCAGGAGUACACUCACAAAGUGCACCAGCAACACCUUAUAGAAAACUUCACUGUGUCUAGUGCCAAUGCAUUUGUGUUCCAUUCACCAUACUGUAAACUGGUGCAGAAAUCUCUGGCCCGGCUUGUACUCAAUGAUUUUCUGCGAGACCCCAAUCCUGACUUCAACGGAUUGUACAACGGUCUUGAAGAAUUCAGGAAAAUCGAACUGGAGUCUACAUACUUUGAUAAGCAAGUCGAAUCUACGUUUGUGAAGUGCAGUGAAAAGGCAUUCCUUCAGAAAACCAAACCGUCUCUUUAUUUGGCAAACAGAAUUGGAAACAUGUAUACUCCAUCAGUCUACAGCUGUUUACUCUCCUAUAUAAUGAACCAAUCACUUGCAGACCUGCCAGGACAAAGAAUCGUCCUCUUCUCCUAUGGUUCCGGCCUUGCCUCUUCCAUGUUCUCCCUCCACAUCACCCAGGACAAUUCCAGUGGAUCUUCGCUUGAGAAACUCUACCACUCGUUAAGUGGCAUCAAAAGUCGGUUAGAAUCUCGGGUGAAAUUCAGUCCCAAAGAAUUUGAAGAAACAUUGAAACUUCGUGAGAAGACUCAUCAUAUCGCUCCUUAUGUUCCUAUUGGAUCCACAGAACACCUGUUCCCUGGCACUUGGUACCUGACUGAGGUGGACGACAAACACCGACGGAAAUACGCACAGAAGCCUGCCUCUCCUCUUUGUGAUGGUCACGCUAACAUGGAGCAGCACAUGGCACAGGAUUCCCAGCAAACAGCUACUGCAUAAACAAGAAGUCAUUGCUGCUGGGUUUUUUGUGGGGGUGGUCAUCCUUUGUGCUAAUAUAUUAUAAAAUACAUACGAUAUAAG
Octopus bimaculoides (California two-spot octopus) is the source of this 1384-nucleotide messenger RNA. Its product is annotated as hydroxymethylglutaryl-CoA synthase 1. NCBI's taxonomy places the organism in Eukaryota, Metazoa, Mollusca, Cephalopoda, Octopoda, Octopodidae. Gene Ontology annotation, biological process: acetyl-CoA metabolic process. Gene Ontology annotation, molecular function: hydroxymethylglutaryl-CoA synthase activity. The record is from RefSeq and is a predicted model, not a curated record.